AAGUAUGUAGGAAGGUGGAAAGUGGAUGAAUGAGCGUACCAGUAAGUGCCAUACGCUUUUGGAGAAAGUUAGAUUUCCCUGUGAGCGAGCUAGUCGAGGAGACGCUGGUGGAUGGACUGACAUUAUUUGCUGGCUCACUCACUCGCUCAGUAGCAGUUCACCUGUUGCCACAUCCAUAAAAGGGUUGAAAAGUCAGUCUUCGUCUCAAGUCUGCAAAGUAGAAGCAGUUGCACAACUUUCUUGACCAUCUCGACUCGAUCACCGUCUCUGCUUUCGCAAGACGAGACUCCUCCACUUCAGUAGCAAAGGACAUUUCACUUGGACCACGCCACGUACUUACACCAUCGCCACCCACCUUUUCCGCGGAACACACGUCCCAAUUAGGAGGUUUACCUUUCCUACUCCUCACCAGAACACGAAAGAUUCAUCUAUUUUGUUAGAUCAUUUUGCCCGGUGGACAGGUCGAAAAUUGUACCAAAGUCAUCUCUUCACUUGGCAGAGUGACGUCUCAUUUCGCCUCCAAGCAACAGGAUUGGAAAAUAAUCAGAAAAAAUACGAGGAUUUCUGCGUGGGCAGGUACCAAAUCUUACCUCGACAACAACUUUCUCUCUCUCAAGCCUCUACACCUUGACAUUGGAUCAGUCGAAUUCGUGGAACAGAAGAAAAAACAACAAGCAAUUUUGAGAAAUUGAAUACGGUUGAUGAUGAUGCACCGUAUUUUCGCAUUAUUCUGGAUCUUCGUUCUCACAAGCAGUUUGGUUAUCGCAGUUCCACUCUACACCCAGCACAAACGGCAAUCGGACCAAAGGUUGGCCGAGUUGGAGACGUUGCUGGCUCUGCACAAGUAUGGCGUUAGUCCUCGCAGGGUCGGAGGGAGGAACUCGGCUGGCUAUGGGCUCAUCGACUUCAACUACAUUGGGAGAAGGAAGAAGUCUGCCUCUGCUCCUGGAGGCGAUGAAGACAUUUCUGCUGCUGGGGGGAUUUAUUUGCCAGGAUUAAUGAUGAAUGGUCAACAACAACUCCAAAAGGUUCACCCCCUCGUCGCCAACUCUUAUCGUUCUCAACUUGCCGGAGCUGAACUUGGUCAUUCCACGGCUGACAUUUCACCACCAGGAUCCAUGCAAAAUCUGCAACUUUCUUCCAUCAUGCACAACGGUGGUUACAUGGAAUGAGGCAAGGAUGAUGAUGAUAUUUUCCUUUGGGAGAAAUAAAAUGGCCAAUUUGUUUUGCAGUAUUGAUAAAGUUUGGUUUAUUUAGCAAAAAUAAUUGCUUUCAGUUCCACCCCAAUGUAACGACGAGGAGGUAAAAAUUAGUCCAUUUGAUUUAUGUUGUGUAUAAUAUUGUCACAAUUCUAGGCUGACUUUUGGUACGAACUGCAAGGACAUGUGCUGACUCGUGUCGUUCUAAAAUUAUAUAUUUUGGCAAACUUAUCAGCAUAUGUAUAGUAAGAAUUUGGUUUAUAGCUAUUAAUUCAGUCAAAAUAUAGCUGGAGACACGUAUGCAAUGGGGAAAGAUGGGUCCUCCUUUGGUUAGAAAAUGUGUUUUGUGUGAAACAUAGUUUAAUUAAUAAAUCCACUCAGGCAUAAAUGAAGCUAUUAUCACUGGGCAACUCUUUCCAUUUCUAUUCAUGAGCAUGUUGUUUGUGUUGAAAGAGCGGAAUUGAGAUUUAUGAGUGGGCACUGCAUAUACGGAUCUAAUUACUCAUUGGUCUGUGUUGUGUGGUGGGUAGAAAGUAGAAAGGAGAAAGCAGGUUGGAGAACUCGUGUACCAUGUGAGACUUGUUGUAUUGCAUUGCAGGUGCUACGCUACAGUGGUGAAUAUCGUCUCAUUUUGUCCUCAGUCCGAUGAUAAUGGGUUCGAGUUUGUCACUAUAAAUAAAUAAAUAAUGUCAACGUGUGACCAUUCCAAUUAUUGUAAAA
Messenger RNA from Folsomia candida, 1919 nucleotides. RefSeq lists its product as uncharacterized. Bases 702 to 1172 code for a protein of 156 amino acids. The transcript has 5 exons. The record is from RefSeq and is a predicted model, not a curated record. NCBI's taxonomy places the organism in Eukaryota, Metazoa, Arthropoda, Collembola, Entomobryomorpha, Isotomidae.